Molecule: messenger RNA, 1052 nt
Organism: Perca fluviatilis (European perch)
Lineage: Eukaryota; Metazoa; Chordata; Actinopteri; Perciformes; Percidae
Product: dual specificity protein phosphatase 26
Exons: 5
Coding region: 447-1052 (201 amino acids)
Biological process (GO): negative regulation of MAPK cascade; protein dephosphorylation
Cellular component (GO): cytoplasm
Molecular function (GO): MAP kinase phosphatase activity; protein tyrosine/serine/threonine phosphatase activity
Source: RefSeq, a predicted model, not a curated record
AUGCCUGAACACCAACGUCACCUAGAUACUGUCUAUGCGUAGACCCUCAUUGACAAUUAAAUAUAAAAUGAAAUAACCGCGAUAAUUUCAGCAGACUGAACACACAGAACGCACAUGAAGCGGCGAAGGGUGAACACAGCAGCAUAGGAUGUGGUUUUAAAGCGGGAGCCGCCAUGUUUUGUGGAGUUACUAUAUGAGACUUAAUGAGGACUUGUUGAGAAGAUGGUGCUGAGGAGCGGCGGUCGGAGCUGAGGGGAGCGGCGGUCGGAGCUGAGGGGAGCGGCGGUCGGUGCUGAGAGGAGCCGCGGUCGGUGCUGAAGAUGUGUGUAGGAUGCUCAGCAGCAGCCCCGUCAUCACCCCAUCGUAAAUAAAUGAGUCAACAUGGCCGCGGAGCUGCUCGCCCUGUAUCACCGCUGAGACACCGAAUAAAACAACACACAGAUUAAAUGGCGUUUAUGUCCCGGUUCUCCCGGUCCCGGAGCAGCUCCAGGUCGCCGAACCGAAAAGACUCGGAGCGCGUGUCCCCGACCCUGACCGUGUCCGAGCUGGAGAGACUCCUGUGCACGGGCAAAACGGCCUGUAACCAUGCCGACGAAGUGUGGCCACGACUCUACAUUGGAGAUCAAGAUAUCGCAUCAGACCGGCGCGAGCUGGCCAAACUCGGCAUUACACACAUCCUCAACUGUGCCCAGAGCAAGUGGCGCAGUGGAGCCGAGUAUUACUUCGGCAUGAACAUCACCUAUCACGGCAUCGAGGCGCACGACUCCCCCACCUUCGACAUGAGCGUCAACUUCUAUCCUGCUGCCGAGUUCAUCCACAAAGCCCUCACGGGUGGAGGUAAGGUGCUGGUCCACUGCACUGUGGGAGUGAGCCGCUCUGCCACUCUGGUGCUGGCCUACCUGAUGAUCAGACAGAACCUGACGCUGGUCGAGGCCAUCAAGACGGUGAAGGACCACCGGGGCGUCAUCCCCAACCGGGGUUUCCUCCGCCAGCUCAACGGCCUGGACGGCAUCCUGAGAGAAGUAGAGCGGGAGAAACUUGAGGUUUCUUGA